This is a messenger RNA of Uloborus diversus, 4343 nucleotides long. It is a transcript of the gene Dic1, whose product is annotated as mitochondrial dicarboxylate carrier-like. Gene Ontology annotation, molecular function: malate transmembrane transporter activity; oxaloacetate transmembrane transporter activity; antiporter activity. Gene Ontology annotation, biological process: oxaloacetate transport; succinate transmembrane transport; thiosulfate transport. The transcript is spliced from 11 exons. The coding region runs from base 181 to 1059 and encodes 292 amino acids. NCBI's taxonomy places the organism in Eukaryota, Metazoa, Arthropoda, Arachnida, Araneae, Uloboridae. The record is from RefSeq and is a predicted model, not a curated record.
GACGAUAAAGUUUGUUUUCCUCUCAAACUCGUUUAUUAAGUUCUUAUCUUUAAAAUGUUUUCUUGUGAUGUAAUUUGUUUCAUCCUUUAAGCUGCUAAGUCUUAAAGGCAUUUGUCAGGGGGAAAAAAUCUUCUUUAUUUGAAAUGUUUCCUUACUUAUGAAUCGCAAAAUUUUGUAGCGAUGGAGAAAGUGCAAGAUAAUACCAAACGUCUUGCGAAAUGGUAUUUUGGAGGAAUAGCAAGCGCAGGAGCAGCAAGUUGCACACAUCCUUUAGAUUUAUUAAAAGUACAUCUCCAAACACAGCAGGUUGAAAAAGUGGGCAUUGUGAAAAAUACAGCUAAUAUCAUAAAAAAACAAGGUGUACUUGCUCUUUAUAAUGGCCUUACUGCUGCACUUUUACGUCAGUUAACUUAUUCUACUACAAGGUUUGGUAUCUAUGAAACUGUAAAACAAUACACAGUUAAACCAGGUGAAAACAUGCCUUUCUAUAAAAAAGUAUUACUUGCAACAAUAGCUGGUGCUACUGGAGGUUUUGUUGGCACACCUGCUGAUAUGGUUAAUGUAAGAAUGCAGAAUGAUAUAAAGUUGCCAAUUGACCAAAGAAGAAACUAUAAACACGCACUAGAUGGCCUUAUUCAAGUGUACUUCAGAGAAGGAAUUAGAAAAUUAUUUUCUGGUGCUUUAACAGCUACACCCAGAGCUGCUCUUAUGACAGUAGGACAGAUCUCAUUUUAUGAACAGAUAAAGCAAACAUUACUAACUACAGCAUAUUUUUCUGACAAUCUGAUCACUCAUUUUAGUGCUAGCAUAAUGGCUGGUGCAAUAGCAACAACAAUGACUCAACCCUUAGAUGUUUUAAAAACACGUACCAUGAAUGCCAAGCCUGGUGAAUAUAAGAAUUUACUUCAUUGCAUAACAGUUACUGCAAAAUUAGGCCCACUUGGUUUUUUUAAAGGAUAUGUUCCAGCUUUUAUUAGACUCACACCUCAAACAAUAUUAACAUUUAUCUUCUUUGAGCAGCUGAGAUUGAACUUUGGAAACUUUCCUGCUGUAGACUAGAAAUAAUAUUUGAAAAUAAAGAAUUAGAUGAGUGUGCGCUAAGAAUGUUAGCAUUUCCAGAAUCUUACAAUCGAAGGAGUUGGAAUAGUAGAAUAUGUGUUAUAUUGAAUACAAGUAUGCUGUUGCUACAUGUUUAUGCUUUUCACAAAGCUUUCAUUAUGGGGCUUCCACUUAAAAGAACAAAAAUACAUACAACUUUUUUUGCUACUAUUGCCAUCAAUUUUAGUAUAGAAGUAUUUUUAAGGAAUUUUAUAUUGUCUUUUAUUGUAAUAAGCCUGUUGACUAUUUCUUCAAAUGAAAUUUUUAGUGGCAUUUGAGAGGGUUAAAAGUCGGAAUAUAAAAUUCAACUUUUUGUUUAUGUUAGUUGAAGUUGAUUGCGGAACUGAAAUUUUAUAACUUUAUUUCUUUGUCAGUAAAAGCAUAUUGAUCUCAGUUGAAUAAUGUAACAUUGGGAUUAUAUUGAUUUAUGGUCAAAUGAUAUCUAGUACUUCCAUUGUUCGAUAUUCAUUAUGUUAACUGCUUUGUAGUAACAUGCACUUUAUGAAAAUAUUAGUGAGUUUUUGCUGCUCAAAGUUUCAUUGUCGUUAUUUGCAAAUGUAAAUGAUAAAAGCAAUUUUCCCAGUGCCUUUUUCUAUCAUUUUAUCCUUAUACUUAAAAACUCAACAUUCCAUGAGAAUGCAUAAAUUAUAUAAGAAAUGGUAAUAGUUAAAUCUAAUGGUCCCCUGCUGUAAUGGAAAUAAAUCAGUUUUUUAAGAUUUAGAAAAAGUUAGAGUGGAAAUCUUAGAAUGUCAGACCAUAAGUUUUAAUAAAAAUAUAAUUCUUGUAUGAAGUAUUGAAUAUUGAUGUUGAUUGAAAUUAUUAUAAAAUAUAUAUUCUAGCAAAUAUUUUAUUACAGUAGAACCUCGGAAUAGCGAACAGUCACAGGAUCAGAAGUUUUGUCAGUUAUUGGGACUUGUCCUCUAUUAAAGAGGAUUACUUAAUGAUGAUUUUUCUAUCUGAACUUAUUGAAAUCCAUUUAAUGAAGAAAAAAAAUGUGACAUGUAAAUUAAAAUAUUCUGUUAUCACCAUGCUCUAAGAAACUUAUAAUAACUGUGCACUAUUUACUACAUUGCAUUUUAAAUGUAUAACUAAUCAUUUUGUUCUGCGUAAAAUAAAGAUAACGUACGCUAGAAACCAAUUUAAAGAAUUAAAGCAUUGGUUCAAAAAAUUUUCCUUCUCUUUUACAUGUAAAGUCGAUACAAAACCUGAAUGCAAAUAUUGAAAUUGUAUUGCUUGCUGUUACAUCCCUCUCAAAGUCACCUAUCUUCAUAUAUUAACAGAAGGACAGAAAAUUUUAGCUUUUCACUGCAAGUGUUUCGAAUAGUCACUAAUUUUCCAGGCAUCUUUUCCAAUUUCGGGUACCCCAUUCCAUUCUCAUUAUUUUCCUUACGAGCAAACUGCUCAGUUGCAUUUCAAGGAAUAAAACUUGUAACAUCCAAACGAAACCCACAUUUUCCUAUAGUUUGCCGCUUGUCUCUGUGCUUUAAAAGUUCUGAAAUUUUUUGGCAUACAAUGCAUUCUGAUCUUUUCUUUUUCAUCAUCUCCCAGAACAUUAAUUUAUCACUCCUUUGAAAUGCCAUUUUAUUUGCACUGUCACACUACACUCAGUCGACUCACUUGUAUAUAAGAUACGUCAGGGUUGAUACUUUUACACUGAACCACUGCAGUGGGAAGACAUCUCAAAAUGGAUUGGAUUAGAGAAAUAUAUUGAAUGGGGGAUAUCAAAAUUUGUCAAAGAGAGAAACCUCUUUGUUCAAGUAACUGUCCGUUAUACAGAGUGACCUCCAUUCAGAGUGAGGUAUAUGAAACGACCACCCAAAUUAAGGGACUGGGACUCAAAAAAAUGUCCAUAAACUAAACGUAUCUACUAUUUUUGAGUGUCUGUUAAAGAAAGGUUAUACUGCACUACCAGUCUAUCUUCCGAUUACUUUCAUUGUUACAUUAUCAAUGAAUAUAGAUAUGUAUGUGUUCUACUAAAAACUAACUCACUUCAUGUUAUAAUAAGUGAGAAAAUCUAUAAUUAAAUGCACAAUAGCAAUAAAAUGGCUGUCAGUUAUUUUGGGGUUGCUUUUAUCACUGCACAACAAGAUGUGAGCUUAAGAAUAAAAUUCAUAUGCAUUUAGAAAUUAUGUUUCAUGUAACCCCAUUCCAUGUGUCUGAUUUAGUCGCUGGUUGAGUGAUUGAUAAUGGUUAUUUUGUCAGUUAAUUGCUUCUGCGCAAAGCUAAACUAUUUUCUUCUCAUCCAUGCUUAUUUAAUUUGCAUUAGCACUUUGUUUCUAUUCCGUUACAAAUCCACCGGUGGUUUCUAGUCAUUGACUUCUUAUUUACGUUAGGUGUUGAGUAUAUCUGUAACUAUGUUUAAAGUCUCCAUUUUACUUAUUUUUGCGUCUUUUCUUAUAGGGUUAAUUUUAAAAUCAAAACACUGAAGGGGAACCAUGAUUUUAAAUAAAGAAAACAAUUUAAAUUAUGAAUUUUGAUGUCAUUUUUAAUGGUUCCAUUCAUUAUUUUUAUAACUUAAUGUUGCUCACUUAAGAUUCCAUCGGUGCUGAAAUGUGCAUCUGUGAAUGUUGCAUGUUUCUUCAUCAUUGUGUUUGUGAUUUAGUUAUUAUGAUGUUUUUAAUUGCAUCAGUAUUUCCUUGGUACAUAUCAGUUUAUUGUUUUAAAUUUCAUUUUCUAAUAAAAUGGGUUAUGUAUUGUUUAUACAUCUUUUAUGAAAUUCAAAUUUAUAUCCUGUAAAAUUAUAUACAGAGGUUGACUAUGUUAAAGUUUAUGCACAAUUCUUAUACUUUUGCUUUGUUUUGAGACGUAAGUAGUUUUUUGAUAAUUUUUCACUCAAUUCAUAUUUUAUCAUUAAAAAUUUGAAACAUUAAUUUCAGAUUUAUUAUAAGGAUCAUCCUAUGGCAAUAAAUGCAAUAAAACAAAAAGCAAUAUAUGUUAAACAGGAAUACUCUUAUGCUGCUUUAAUUCCGAAGGUAUUUUGUAUGAACACUUUGAUAUUUUUAAUUUCCUCAAAGUGAAAUUAUUUUUUAGUUUUUGAAUGACAUGUUUAUAGACUUUUAUGAAAUACAUGAACAUGCAUGUGAACAUACUUUUAUUUAAUGUUUAAAAACAUUUGAGUAACUUUUUAAAGCAUGUAUAGCAGUAAUAAUACUGCUAAAACUUAGUAAAUGAACAUUUUAUUUAGAUACUAAUUUUUGUAACUAUUUAUUGAUUGUUAAAUUUUGUAAUUGUCUAUUGUGCUAAAU